Schistosoma turkestanicum is the source of this 5424-nucleotide messenger RNA. Lineage: Eukaryota; Metazoa; Platyhelminthes; Trematoda; Strigeidida; Schistosomatidae. The record is from the annotation of a GenBank genome assembly.
AUGAAUGAAAUGUUUUGUAAUACUGAAAGUAUUCCUAUGGUCAGAUCAUUUUCAUUGUCUUCGGAUAUUCAGUAUUUCACUCCAAUCCAUAAAUACCGUUCCAAAAGUUUGACUAAUAUAUCUCAUUCACAAUAUACAAAUCUAUCCAACCAUUAUUUGUUUACUGUUACUACUACUGAUGAUUAUGAAGUACAUUACAGUACUCAAAGUAUCGAUUAUAAUAGUAAAAAUAUUGAAAAUGAUUGCAAGCACAGAAAUGCAUACAAAAAUGACACAUUCAGCAUUACGUAUAAAGAUAAUCAAAUUGAUAAUUUCAGUAUUGAUUCCGAUUCCCACAUGAUUAUUUCAUAUAAUGUCGAUAGUGUUAAGAAUCGACAUGCAUCUUGUUCGGAUGAUAAUUAUGAUGAAACUGCUAGUUGUUUAACCGAAGGACACAACCUGGAUCGAAAAUUUUAUUGUCGCGAAUGGUUAUGGGAAAAACUAUUGGAAUAUUUAACUAAUAACCAAGAAUUGAUAUGUGAACAAAAUAAUCGGGGAUAUGUUUAUACAAAUAAUGAAAAAUGUGGGGAGUUAGCCAAUAAAUUAGUUAUCUGUGGUGAAUCUGGAUCUGGAAAGACUAGUAUAUGUCGGAAAAUUAUACAAACUAGAAUGGAUUUAUUUAAGAAAUCAAAAAUGAGUAGUAAUAAUUCUACUCAUGGUUUUAAUCAGAUGUUUAGUACAUGUGAACAUGUUGCUUCACGAAUGGUAGCUUAUCAUUUUUGUGAUGCACGAAGUCAGAAAUCACUGAAACAGGAACAUUUUGUAAACUCAUUGCAAAGCCAAUUAUUAUCAAACAAUAAUCCCAUCAGUAAAGCUUUUAAAAAUGCACUCAAUAACAACAACAGUAGUUACGACAAAUUAACCGACAAAAAUUCAGCUAGUGACGCAUUUUAUUAUGAGAUAAUUCAACCACUUAGAAACAUAAAUACUUCUCAUUUACUUAACUUUUCAGAUACUGACCCAUCAUUGACUGCAUCUGGUUAUCUUAGUUCACGUUUCUUUAUUUUAAUUGAUGGAAUAGAUGAAGUUUAUACUGCUUUAGCUAAAUUUAAAUCCAUGGAUGACAAAGCAUCAUUUACUAACAAUUCUAAUGAACAUGAAAGUAAUCAAGUACCGGAAGGAAGUAUUUUAGAGAUACUUGCAAAUCAUGCUCAUCUUCUACCUGAUUGGUUAAUUUUGAUAAUUACUUGUAGACGUAAAUAUCGAUCAAUCAUGAAACACAUGUUUCCUGGAAUUAAAACGAUUGCCAUAGAUGAUCUACGUAAACCAAUGAUUGCUCAAGAUGUACAAAAUUAUAUGAAUAAUAGAUUUAUUGACGAAUCUAUUAAAUGUCCAAAUGAAAUAAGAUCAGAUAUUAUAAAUUUACUUCGAAUUAAAAGCAGUGCUUGUAUGCUUUAUUUAGAAACUGUAUUAGACUGGAUCAGAGAUGAGAAAAUUACUUUUCAGGAUAUAUCUUUGAUUCCAGGAACCCUAAAUGGUUUAUUUCUUUGGUUAUGUCAAAGUUUAUUUCCCGUAAGUGUGAAUGAAUGCCAAAGUAAAUCAUCGUUUACGACAAUUAAACCAAUUUUCAAUAUUAUGUUAGCAUCUUGUGAACCACUAUCUAUUAGUUCACUGUAUUCGAUAUUAGUUGUUUCAAAUCCUGAUUUAAAAAAGUUCAUUUAUUAUCAACAGAUUGAACAACUGAAACCAAUAUUAUCCCUGUGUUGUAAAUUAUCCCCCAAGUAUAUAACGAAAAAAGAAAACGAUAUUUUCAGUUUCCAAAAUUCAAUAGUUGUACAAUUUUUUCAUGAAAUAUUUGCUGAAUGGUUAAUUGAUGUUAAACAUUGCACUUCUACUUAUUUAUGCAAUCUAAUGGAUGGUCAAAUGUUAAUUGACAAAGCGAUGAGUAAUAAUAAUAAUAAUAAUACUUUCAGUACUAAAUACGGCAAUCUUCAGUAUGAUGCUUCGUUCUUUGAUUCACUUAAUAACAGUGAUAAUAAUAAAACUACCGAAAAUCAGUUAGUGAUAUCUUCAGAAGGAUAUUUGUAUGCAUAUAAAUCUAAUAAUAAUAAUAAUAAUAAUAACAACAGUAGAGACUUUGAUGUUUGUAAGACAAAUGUUCUAAUGGACACUAGUAAAUCAGUUGAUGUGUCAAAUUUAGAUCUGAAUUACACGACGAAUUUAUUAGAUUGUACAACAGUGUUAUCUGAUCGUCAUUCAUCCAUAAAUGAUAAACAUCAAAAUCAGUUUGUCGAUGCUGAUAAUAAUGAUAAUCAUGAGACGAUAAGAUAUGAUUACUCAACUUACUCACAAAAACAACACCAGACUGAUGAUGAAUUGUAUAAUUUAACAGAAUCAGUAGAACAGAAAAAGUUUACAGAUGACAAGCCAUCAAGAGUUUGUGAUGAAUUAAUAUCAAUGAUUAGAUUAGGCCAGUAUGAAAGUGUAAAGUCACUCCUUGAAUCAGAAGCUAAUCCUAAUACAAUGGAUCAAGACGGUUGGUCAGCUUUAAGAACAGCAGCAUGGGGAGGAUACUCAGAUAUAGUGGAAUUGUUAAUAUAUUAUGGGGCUGAUGUAAAUCUAUGUGGACCAGAUGGAAGGACUGCAUUACGCGCGGCUGCAUGGGCUGGAAAUUUGGAAACCGUCAAAUGUCUACUUAAUGCCGGUGCUAAUGUUAAUAAGUCAGAUUCUGAAAAACGUACUGCAUUGAUUGCUGCAGCUUACAUGGGACACACGGAUGUUUUAGAAGUUUUACUCAAAGCUGGUGCUGAUGUGAAUCAUUCCGAUUCAGAUGGUCGCACUGCACUGCAUGUUGCAGCGUUCUGUGUACAAAAAUCCACUGGACAUACAGAUAUUGUUGCUUGUUUGUUAAAUCAUGGAGCAAAUCCUAAUUUAUCAGAUAAUGAAGGUAUUACACCGUUACUUGGUGCAUCCAGCAGUGGUAAUUAUCUAGUUUGUGAAUUAUGCCUUGAAUCCGAUGCAGAUGUGAAUAUGGCUGAUAAAUCUGGACGUACACCUGUUAUGUUAGCCGUUAUAGGCGGUCAUACUGAUGUAGUACGUUUAUUAUUGUUUUGGGGUGCUGCAGUUGACAUUAUGGAUCAUGCUGGACGAUCAUUAUUAAGUAUAGCAGCACAAAUUAGAAAUGCACAAAUUGUACAAGAAUUACUUGCUCGUGGUUUAGAUGAAGCACACAAAGAUCAUUCAGGUUGUACACCAUUACAUUUAGCUGUGGAAAAUUUGAUUGACAAUGAAUUAUGUAGAGAGAAUUUAAAUAAUCAAAAUGAUUUCUGUGAGGAUGUGAUUCGUCUGUUACUAGAUGCUGGAGCAAAUUUGGAAGAAACCGAUAAUGCUGGUCGUACACCUUUACUUAUGGCUUGUCAAGCAAACAAUAUGAAAGCUGUGCAAGUUCUCCUAAAUUACCCAACAAAUGAUCCGUCAACUUGUAGAAGUCCGACUCAUUCUGGUUCGUCUGGAUCACGACAACAACUAAAUCUAACCCCUUCACAUGGGCAUUUAUCACAUUCGGUUAAUCCUUGUAUUAAUAUUGCAUCUUACGAUGGUCAAACGCCUUUACGAUCUGCAGCAUUUCAUAAUAAUCAUGAAAUGGUAAAGUUAUUGCUUGCUUAUGGAGCCGAUCCAGAUCAUCAAGAUGCUUAUGGCCGAACUACCCUUUACAUGUUAGCUUUAGAAGGUCAACUUGAUAUGGCUGACUUACUUUUACACUGUCCAGCUCCUGGUGCAUCAUCACGUCCAGGAUCAAGUCGAUUAAUUGGAGCGAAUCCUGUUCUAUCAGAUGAUGAAGGACGUUUCCCACUUCAUGUAGUUACAUGGCUUGGAAAUGUUGAUUUUAUUCGUAUAUUGUUACAGGCCGGAACACCAGUUGAUAUUCGUGAUCGUGAAGGUAGAACACCUUUGCAACUUGCUGCAUGGCAAGGCCAUGCUGAAAUAUGUCAUAUACUACUGAAUGAAGGAAAUGCUCGAGUGGAUGCAGUCUGUAGUCAAGGUGCAACAGCUUUAUGCAUUGCUGCACAAGAAGGUCAUUUAGAUGUUUGUAAAGUAUUACUCCAGGCUAAUGCUAAUCCAUCACAAACUGAUUCUCAUGGCCGUACACCAUAUCGUGUUGCACUUAAAGCAGGACAUUUAGAAAUAUGUAAACUUUUAGAAUUAUGUCAAUCGGAUUUCAAUAUGGUCAAUAGUCAUUGGCCAAAUAAUAACAAUAGUGAAUUUUAUCAGUAUAAACAAAUGAUCAAGGACUUAAAAAUCAGACGUGAUUCAGACAAAGUCGCUCAACUCCUAGCAAUUCCACAACAGAAAUAUGCAAUACAGAGUGAACAAAUUUCAUCAGAUAGUUUCAGUAAAACAGAUUGUAGUGGAUUUCAAGGAUUAAGAAAUGAAUCGCUUGAUCAUAAUGUUUCAUCAAAUCAACCCAUACAUUUAACUCAAUUGUCUUAUGAAGAUGAUAACGCAUAUGCAAAACAGCCUGAAUUAUUUACAUCACAAUUUUUACCAUCGAAAACGAAUGUAACAGGUGGCGGACACUUACAUGCCUCCAGCUUACGUGAUAACUUUCAUGUGUCCGAAAGGAAAGGAAACGUUAAUCGGGAUGUCAAUCUAAAAUCCAGUUAUCCAAUAAAUAAAGGUCAUCAUACAGCGGAAAAAAGUUGGCAUAAUCAAAACUACUAUCUUCCACAUCCUUCUGGCACGCAUAUUAAUCAGAUACCAAUAUCCUGUAGUUCAAAUUUUGUAAAUCCUUUACAGAUCGUUCGUCCCAGUGAAAUUAAUCACCUUCAGGACAGAUUAGAUCAAUGCCAGAUACCAGCUCUUAAUCUUGUUCAAUAUAACCCAUUGGUAAUUCCAGCUACAGCUUAUUGUCAAAAAGAUUACCAUCCUAUGAAGAAUCAACUCACUUCGCAUCCAUCAAUAAUUAUUCCAACGAAUAGAAAGCCUAAUUUGUCAAUCACAAAAUCAGGCGUAUCUAUUACACAAGUGCCUAACUAUUCUCUACAAAAAACUACUCAGUUGGAUGAUAAACAAUUUAAUUGUAACAAGAAUAAUAACUAUUUACUUAAUAGUCAAAAAAAUAUUCAUUUUUCGUCGAAUGAAUACAAACAAAUACAGAAUACAAAUAAAGCACCUUUUGUGAAGCAUAAAAAAUUACUACCAAGUAAGUUGGAAUGUUUUGGCGGUCCAAGUUCAUCGAAAGGACGACAAAUAAAUCAACGUAAUGAUAAUAUUACUAAUAAUUCUAAUAAUAGUGAUGAACUAUAUGCAGAAGAUUGUAAAGGUAUGUUUUUUAAAUCAGCAGUUGCUGGAGUAUUCGGUCUUGGUAGUAAAAAACAUAAAAAAUCAACAAAGUUGUCUUCCGGCAAACAAGAAUCUCCAUUACUUGAUUCAGGUGAAAUAUAG